AUGGCCGAAUCACUCAACCCCCCGCUGUCUUAUGAGGCGUCUGCCACCACCACUCAUCCCCAUGUCGCUACCUCAUUGCCAUCCGAGGUCGUCUCGUGCCUUAAGAACUCCCGCUUCCUGCACCUGGCAACAUGCGAUGAUAAAACACCCCACAUCUCACUGAUGUCCUACACCUAUCUCCCCUCGACCCCAUACGACCCCCACCCCACCAUCAUCAUGACCACAAACCCCGCAUCGCGGAAAACAAACCACUUGCUGUCCAAUCCGCGAGUCUCAUUGCUGGUCCACGACUGGGUGUCGCAUCGCCCCCCUACCCGGGCCCCGACGCAAGGUGACCGUGACGGCUCUCCACCACCCGCCGCUACCCGCUCCUCCCUUGCCAGCCUGCUGCUUAACCUGAACACUAGCGCGCUGUCCAGCAUCUCGACUACCAUUACGGGCGAGGCGCGGUUCUUGGAGCCCGGCUCGGAGGAGGAAGCGUGGUGUAAGGCUCGUCAUUUGGAGAAUAAUACUUUCGAGGAGGAGGAGAUCAAUCUCUUCGGCCAGCAGCAGCAGCAACAGGAUCCUAGCGCGAGACGGCCUAGCGUUUCCAUUGACACUGAUGUGCGACUCGUUACUGUAAGAGUUACCGAGGGUCGCAUCGCGGAUUGGAAGGGUGGCGUGCGCGACUGGGCUCUGCUUCCUGCUGAGCAAAACUCUGAGCUGGUCAAUGGCGUGGCAUCUUCAUAG
Molecule: messenger RNA, 729 nt
Organism: Penicillium roqueforti
Lineage: Eukaryota; Fungi; Ascomycota; Eurotiomycetes; Eurotiales; Aspergillaceae
Product: pyridoxamine 5'-phosphate oxidase family protein
Exons: 2
Coding region: 1-729 (242 amino acids)
Cellular component (GO): nucleus; cytoplasm
Source: RefSeq, a predicted model, not a curated record